UCCGCCGGCCCGGUGUCCGUGGAGCAUGGCCUGCGGGCCGGGGGCGCGCUGCCCGGCUUGCAGCCUCCGCCGCCUCCUCCUCCUCCUCCCGCUGCUGCUGCUGCUGCAGGUGGCGCCGAGCGGGUCGGAGAGCGGCUGCGGACGGACGGAACAGUGCCCCCCGAGCACCAGCUGGACCAACCUGUGGUACGUCUGGCUCAUCCUGUUGACGGUCUUCCUGCUGCUGCUCUGUGGCAUCACUGCCAGCUGUAUCAAGUUCUGCUGCCGGAAGAAGCGGCCUCCAGCACAGGCCUUCCCGCGACGCCCCUACGACCUGACGGUCAUUGCCCUCGACAAUGACAGCACCAUCCACAGCACUGUCACCUCUUACAGCUCACUGCAGUACCCUCUGGCCCCGCCGCUGCCGUUCGCCGAGCUGGAUCGAGGCCCCGUUUCCCCCCCAGCGUACAGCCUCUACGCUCAAGAGUUGCCUCCCUCCUACGACGAGGCCAUCAAGAUGGCGAAGCCUGACUUCGGUGCCCUACCCCCGCCCAAGCUGAGCCCUGGCCCCUCUGAGCCGGGCCUGGGUCCACCCCCAAACCCCAUGCCCCCUGACCCCCAGCCCAGCCAGCCCUAGCUUCUCCCUCCUCUUGGGCCAAGGGUGGCGGACAGAGCCAGGCCCGCGCUGCGGUGAGCAGGGUUGGGGAGUGGUGGUGUCGGGGGGGGGACCGCUGCGGCCAGCCCCCCACCCCAGCUCAGUGUCGGAGCAGGAAUGCGCCUCGGCCGGCGCCGUGACCUUCCGUCCCACCUGUGCCGGGAUCGGGUGACAGAAGAAGCGCGAGCGUUUUAAAAAUAACCCAGCGGGGGCUGCAGCGAUCACAGAGGAGGAGUCGAAUUCUGAACUCUGAGGACAGCGGCGCGACGGGGGGGGUGGUGGGGAGCGGGCACUGGUGCCCAGGAGCUGGUAGCCCGGCCCGGCUUCUGCCUCUACCCUGGAAGCAAAGAUGGGCAGCCCCAGCUGCAGGGCCGAGAACAGCGCUGAGCACUGUGCUGAGCGCAUCCCGGGCUGGGGGGACGCAGCAUCGGGCCUGGCCCUUGGUGGGCAGAGGAAGGCUUGGGGGAAUGGAGGGAGGAGACUUGGGGCACCAGAUGACUCUACCCCUUAACAGGGAAAAAAACCCUGCCCCCACUCAACCUCCAAGCAACAAUGAUCUACCCACCAGCUUAGGGGGAGGGUGGGGGGAUUCCUGCUCCUCUUCUUCCAGCUAGUGGUGGUCCAGGGCAGGGAGGUGGCCGCACAGGAAGGAGUGUUUGUGGCUGGGGGCUUACUGGAUUGUUUUUGCUCCUAGACCAAGGAGCUUUGUUGGGAGAGGCAAGGGUACUUGCAACUUCUGAUUUUAGUCAUACCCACCUGUUUGGCUUAAGGGACGGGGUGGGCUGGUCCCAUCCCUGGAAGGAAGGAGGACUGAUUUUUUUUUUAAUUGUAUUUUAUUUUCCCCUUUCCCCUCACCCCACAGGAACUGCUCAAAGACGGGGGCAGAGCUCCCACUUACAGGAUCUGUAAUAGAAUAAAAAAAUAACCUGUGCAAGAGCAAA
Molecule: messenger RNA, 1575 nt
Organism: Tachyglossus aculeatus (Australian echidna)
Lineage: Eukaryota; Metazoa; Chordata; Mammalia; Monotremata; Tachyglossidae
Gene: TMEM52
Product: transmembrane protein 52
Exons: 5
Coding region: 26-616 (196 amino acids)
Source: RefSeq, a predicted model, not a curated record